GUGUGUGUGGUACAAAUAAAGCACUCCUCCCCUUAUAAGCCACCUCCACUGCCUGUCGACUCUCAUUUUACCAGAAACUGGUGUGGCCGUCAUGUCAUGGACUUCGCCAGUCAUGAUUUUAACAUUUAUGUUGCUGCUGUUGGCUAUCCAAAACUUUGCUCCAGUGGAGGCUAACGGGGACGUCCUUCUGUCAAGACAAAAAAGGCACUGGGUUCCCCCACCAAAACCUCUCACGGAAAACAAGGACUACACCCAGUUGCCAUCAGUUGCCAAGAUCCAUUCUGACUUUGAUGAUGGCAAAGGCAACAUGCAGUACUUUCUGGAGGGUAUCGGGGCGAGCCAGUCCCCAUCAAACGUGUUUGUGGUCGACCGUAAAACCGGGGUCAUAAGGGUGACCAAAGUGCUCGACAGGGAGUUCAUCAGCAUGUACAAUCUGUCAGGUGUCGCAAAGUACAAUGAUGGCAGAGAGGCAGAGAAAAAUAUUGACAUACGCUUCAGAGUCGUGGACGAGAACGACAACUCUCCCAUAUUUUCUGCCAUCCCGCCCGGGGCGGUGAACGAGCUUAGCCCUAUAGGGACAUCCAUCAUGCAAAUCACUGCGACCGAUGCUGAUGAACCAGGGAAUCCUAACUCUCAGAUCUUCUAUAGCAUCGUGGAUCAGAACCCACCAGGGCCAGCAAACAUGUUCAGUGUGGGGAGUGAUGGAACCAUCUUCGUCAAUCGGGCUGACUUGGACAGAGAGGAAGUGGAUAUGUACACUCUGACGGUAAAAGGCCAGGAUCUAAAUGGUGCGGCAGGUGGGAAUAGUGCAACUAGUACUGUCGCCAUUAAAAUCAACGACGUGAAUGACAACGUUCCCACUCUGGAGAAGGAAGCGUAUGAGGGCAGCAUUGAGGAGAACACGUAUGGUGUGGAGGUGAUGAGAAUACAAGCAAAAGACUUGGACCUGAAGGGCACAGAAAACUGGGAAUCUGAGUUUGCCAUCCUCAAAGGCAACGAGGCCGGCUACUUCAGCAUCAUAUCGGACCCAAAGACCAACGAGGGCAUCCUCAUGCUUGAUAAGGCAGUGGACUAUGAGAAUGUAAAGAACCUGGACCUAGGGAUUGCUGUAAGGAACAAGGCUGGACCCUAUAGUGAAAGUACCAUUAAUUUCAAUGGCGGAGGUGGAGGCGGAGGUGGAGGUGGAGGCGGAGGCGGAGGCGGAGGUGGAGGCGGAGCCGGAGGUGGAGGCGGCGGCGGAUCAUCAUCAUCAUUCUCGUCAUCAUCAUCCUCAUCAUGGCAAAGCACAACAUAUAAGUCGUAUAAGACCUAUCCCAUCAAAAUCAAGGUAAAGAAUCAGCGUGAAGGACCACAUUUUGACCCCAAAGUCAAAGUGAUUACCAUGUCAGAGGGAGGCUCCACCAGUAUUUCAAAAGUUAUUGCCCGCUACCAAGCGAUGGACCAGGACACUGGGAAAAUAGCUGAGAAUGUCAGAUAUGUUAAAGGUUCUGACCCUGACAACUGGCUCACCAUCGACCCAGACACGGCUGAGAUCAAAAUGAACAAGAUGCCUGACAGAGAGUCUACUUUCCUGGUUAAUGGGACGUACUAUGCCAAAGUACUCUGUAUUUCAGAAGACAUGCCCUCAAGCACCGCCACUGGCACUGUGGCCAUCCAGGUGGAAGAUUUUAACGACCACUGUCCCACCCUGACCAGUACCAUCGAGAAGAUGUGCAUUCCACAGGAUGCUGUUUUUGUUAGCGCUAUCGACAAGGAUGACUUCCCAAACGGAGCUCCUUUCACCUUUGAAAUCAUUCCAGAAGGCACUAAUGGAAAAUGGCAGGUGGAACAUCUUAAUGAUACGACAGCCAUCCUAAGGGCCCAGGAGUCCUUGUGGCCUGGUUUACAUGAAGUAGAAUUGCUGGUGAAGGACGAGCAGGGGGUGGCGUGCGUGGAGCCGCAGAAGGUGACGGUCCAAGUGUGUACCUGCAAGGAGGGAUUGAUGUGUGGAGUGCGAGGUGGCCACAAAGCCGGGUUAGGACCUGCAGGCAUUGGACUGCUGUUGCUGGGCUUGCUGCUUCUACUACUCAUCCCUCUUCUGCUGCUCUUCUGCCAAUGUGGUAGUGCUGCUGGCAUGCCAGGAGCCUUUACUGAGUUGCCAUUCGACACCAAAGCACACCUCAUUAAUUACCGCACUGAGGGCCAAGGAGAGAAUACGGAGGUGCCGCUAAUGAACAUGCCAACACAAGUGGACGCUGUGGACAUAGCCACUAAAAAUGAAGGAGUCAAAACUGCCAUCUUUCAAGAGAGCAUGGAGCGUAACUUCAGAGAGUCCACGCUGGGCCUGAGGAACAUGCGAGGCAGCGGGUUCUACUCAGAGUUUGAAAGCAGAGCGGCAGCAGGAAGUUAUGAUGACAUUGCUCUACCACAUCACAUCCUCGAACAGUACUAUGCUCAGAAGAUCAACAGUGGAGGGGACCUUGCUGUAAAGGAUGGUCUCUUGACAUAUGACUUUGAGGGCCAAGGCUCCUCCGCUGGCUCAGUAGGCUGCUGCAGCCUCCUGGAGACCGACAACGACCUGCAGUUCCUCGAUGACCUCGGGCCAAAGUUUAAGACGCUGGCAGAAGUGUGUGGUGGCAAGACCAUACAACAAGAUAUUGUGAUCCCUAAGGUACCUGAACCUCUGCCAGAAAUUCCCAAGCUUCCACCAGUUAUCCCCAAAGUAGAGCAUACAGUGAUCAAGGAGACGGAUCGCUCUCAAGUGCUGAAGGAAAACACAACGACUAAAGUGGUGGAAGGGGUACAAAAUCAAGGCCAGAUGUUCCUGCUCCAGCAGCAGCAGCCCGUUUACUACACCACCACUGCCCCUGUCCUGCAACCCAUGCAGUACGUGGUCCAGCCACAAGUCCAGAACACCAUGCUGCUGGCUGAGGCACCAGCUACUAACCUCCAGGGAAUGGUGCUAGCAGCACCCACACAAGGCAUGUUCGUACAGGGGCAGACAAUGGUGUCUGGUGGACAAGCCCAGGCUCCUGGCAUGAUGCUGGUUACUGGUACCCAAGCAGCCCCUGCACAAGGCAUGGUAGUCCGAGGACAGAAGGUGGUGUCCGGUAGAAAGGCUCAUGGGCCUGGCAUGGUGCUGGUGACUGGCACCCAGGCGGCCUCUGCGCCAGGUGUGAUACUUCAGGGACAAUCAAUGGUAACAGGUGGAAAAGCUCCCGGUGCCCCCGGUGUAGUACUGGUAGAGAACAGUGGGAUCCCGGCCAGUGGAGUAAAUCUGAUCAACACUGGGGGUCUUGCAAGUUCCCACACCGUGAUAGAAGGCAAUGUCCCAGUAGGGAAAGUCCUGAGGUCAAGCCAAACCUCCCUCAAACAUGGCGGCAUUCUACUGCCAGGAGUGUCCGCUGGCGGACAAGGACAAACCCUCCUAGCAGAAGGAGGAGUGUCCCUGAAAAGCAACAUCCCUGCAUCACAGACCAGCAUGACGACUAAGUCCAGCACCACAGUGAGCAGAGUCCCUACUUACCGCAAAGUGGUGGUGCAGGAGGAGAAACUCACUGAAUUGUGACCCCGCCAAAUGACUCUUUAAAGCAACGCUAACUUUUGUCAGGGCAAUUCCUCUAGUAUUUUCUUACUGUGCAUGCCAUUUUUUGGUGGCGGGUGUUCUGCAGCAGUUUGCCUCCAAGUGACUCUUUAUGUGGCAGCCUGUUCAUAUUAAGGCUCCUACUUGACGCUUAAACAUCCUCACCAUCAGCACAUCCAUGGAGGGCCAUCUAGGAGACCCAACACUGUCAUCUAUGCAAUAUAGCCCACUGUGGGCCUACUCAUUACACCAAAGGUUCUUGGGUGUACCCAUUUUUAACCCCAGUAGGAUAUGUUGGCUCCUAACCAGGAACAGUCCAGACGUCCAUCAUCAAUGUCCAUCUAAUCCCUGCUUUUGUCUACAUUUUUACUGUUUUGGCAAAUGCAAUUACAUCAACAUAUACGUACUAUGUGUACAAAAUAAUAACAACACACUAUCAUGACAUCUUGAAACGCUCCCACUGGAUAGAAAUAUGCAGAGGAUUUCAACAUUUUGUGUGUCUGUCAAGUUAUGACUGCUGUUACAGCUCAAAUCCCACCCUGAGAUUAACGAUGGUUUUAAAGAGGAUGCUGCACAGGCGCUUCUUAUGCAAACGACAACACAUCAUCUCAAGUCAAAAGUGCCAAAAAGUUAUUCAUUGUGUGUUUGUGUGUAAAAAGAAGAUGCAUGGGAGGGCUAUUUUUGUUUUUAUAAGCCAGGAGAAGGUUGUCAUCUAAUUUUAGUCUAUACAAGAUGUUUUCUAUACAAGAAUAAAAGACAGUGUGGAAAGAUUUAAA
Messenger RNA from Doryrhamphus excisus (bluestripe pipefish), 4338 nucleotides. RefSeq names its product desmoglein-2.1-like. The record is from RefSeq and is a predicted model, not a curated record. Gene Ontology annotation, molecular function: calcium ion binding. NCBI's taxonomy places the organism in Eukaryota, Metazoa, Chordata, Actinopteri, Syngnathiformes, Syngnathidae. Gene Ontology annotation, cellular component: desmosome; plasma membrane. Gene Ontology annotation, biological process: homophilic cell-cell adhesion.